CGUUUCCGCCUACCCCUCUCGCAGUCUCCCGCGUCCGUCUCGACUGUUCGAGCUUCUCAACCAACCGCUGUGCGUGCUUCCUAAGGUCAGCCUGGCCUGUCACUUCUCUGCCUCAGUCCCCGAGGGACGUCGCCCACAUGGCUACCUCUGUGAAUUUUAAAACCUAUGUGGAUCAAGCUUGCAGAGCUGCUGAAGAAUUUGCAAAUAUUUACUAUGAAACCAUGGAUAAAAGGAGACGGGUGUUGACCAAACUCUACCUGGACAAAGCGACCCUGGUUUGGAACGGGAAUGCAGUAUCUGGGCAAGCAGCACUUGCAGAAUUCUUUGAAAUGUUGCCUUCAAGUGAUUUUCAAGUUACUACAUUUGAUUGCCAGCCUGUUCAUGAGCAAGCCACUCAGAACCAUAACACCAUCCUUGUUGUGACAUGUGGAUCUGUCAAAUUUGAUGGGAGCAAGCAGCAGUACUUCAAUCAGAACUUCUUGCUAACAGCACAAACCACAAACAACAACACAGUGUGGAAGAUUGCGAGUGACUGCUUCCGCUUCCAGGACUACCCUAAUUAGUGGGGAGCAGCAGUUGGCUAUACGUCUUCUGGACAAGAUAAUUGGCUUUCAGGAUGGUCAUACUCUGGAUGUGAGAAAGUACCUCCUUUUUGAAAGAAACUUCCUCUUGCCAGGAAUUACCAACUUCAGAACAGCAAAAAUCAGACUUACUUAUUUAAGAAUGCUGUCUGUGGCUUCAGUAAAUCAACAUAGGAAAAUACUGUUAUGGUUUAUUUGCAUUGAUGACUCAUUCAUACAUAUUGUAUACAAGCACUAUCGGUCACAAGUUGUAUUUGUUUUGGUGAGAAAUUAAAAUAGCUGUAACAACAA
Molecule: messenger RNA, 872 nt
Organism: Zootoca vivipara (common lizard)
Lineage: Eukaryota; Metazoa; Chordata; Lepidosauria; Squamata; Lacertidae
Gene: NXT2
Product: nuclear transport factor 2 like export factor 2
Biological process (GO): nucleocytoplasmic transport
Source: RefSeq, a predicted model, not a curated record